AUGCCUUUUUGUCCUUUAGAGAUGUUAAUCCUUGGUCACUGGCUGCUAGAUGGAAAGGAUCAAAAUAUAACGUGAGUCAUGUAAAUUGCUUUUUUUUAAAUAUAGCAGGCAGGGAGCUUGUAAAUAGGAGCAAAUGGAAAUCAAAGAAGGCUGACUUCGUUCAACCGAAUACCAUUCUUCCUUGUCAUUCUCACAUAAUGUUUCUUAGUUUACUGGCUUAAGUCCUCCGCCUAAUUUCUCAUAACCACCUGGCAUGGGUCUGUGUUCAGGACAUAAAUAUACUGUUAAUGAUAUGGCAUUUAUGUUCCAGGUUAUGCAGAUCUCGAAGGCUGUUAUUCACCUCGGCCUUCGGCUUUGGUGGGUAACAUUCCCCUCGAUCUGCAUAACUCUUCACAUCAUACGAACGGCGAAUUCAACGAUUGUUAAAUAUAUCCCCCGCCAAAUGCGGUUAUAUAUCUUCUAAUUAAUUUUUCCUUUAAUGUAGCUUUAGCAAAUCACUAGAUUUUGUCGAAGGAUGGUGUUCAGGCAGCACGGCUCCUCGUUUUGUUAAAGAUUCAUUCGCUACUGCCCCAGCAGUUCAUCUUAACGGCAGGAGUUUUACCAUUUGCUGCUGGAUAAAACAAACGCGAUUAUCUGGAACACAGACAAUAUAUAACGACUGGCAACUCCCAUGGCAGUUUGAGCUUACCAUCGUUGGUGAUCGGCUGGAAUUUGAGCGCCGUAGCCUCGGCAUUACUAAAUGGUGGUUCUUUAGAAGUACUAAACUUUUAUUAAAUACCUGGACGCACCUUGCAGUCACCUGGAACCACGUGACAGGUAAUGUCUACCUCUACACUAACGGCACCAUAGUGGGUAGCAGAUCGUUUACUCCUGGGACUAAGUUUUACACACUUACGGGUAACCCUUACAAGAUUGCCAACGACGGUCACUGGGAAGAUCACCAGUUCUACGGAUCAGUGAUGGAUUUGUAUGUUUUUGGCACCGCACUGUCCCGUGAUGAAAUUGCCAAAGUAAGAGGUAGGUAAGAAAGUUCAAGUCUUGAAAGACAUUUGAAACUCCCAAAGAGCUUUCAAUUCUAUCUCUGUUUUCCCAAAAACAUUUGAUUUCACUUACGAAAGUGAUUAAAUCACAGGUAACCCCGGCUCACUGUUUGUGUCACGAACGGAUUUCAUAACAUGAGUAAAUAUAGAUAACAUAUCGGGCGACGUUUCGGUCUGGAAAUUUGAUAGAAAAUGGAAAUAAAAAUCUAUGAAACUUACCAUGUGGCGAGUUGUUGUCCUUAAUAUGCACACGAAGUGUCGAGAAAAGUAGUUUGCUUUAUCUUUCCUACAUAGUAUAGUGGCAAGGUAGGAGGCUGAAGGCUGAUCGACCCUAAACUACCACGAUUUUUUUUUGCGAAAAUCGAAUCCAGUCGCCGAAUAAAAACGCCAGGCUCGUUGAACAUGAAUUUCUCUAAACCCUGAAACCACUGAAGCAUCUCCAGCUAGCAACGCCAAGCCAGCAGGCUCCGUAAAACUCUUAUGUUAACCUUCUAAAGGUUGCAUUCCUUUUAGCCAAUCUAAAUCCGGNACCGCACUGUCCCGUGAUGAAAUUGCCAAAGUAAGAGGUAGGUAAGAAAGUUCAAGUCUUGAAAGACAUUUGAAACUCCCAAAGAGCUUUCAAUUCUAUCUCUGUUUUCCCAAAAACAUUUGAUUUCACUUACGAAAGUGAUUAAAUCACAGGUAACCCCGGCUCACUGUUUGUGUCACGAACGGAUUUCAUAACAUGAGUAAAUAUAGAUAACAUAUCGGGCGACGUUUCGGUCUGGAAAUUUGAUAGAAAAUGGAAAUAAAAAUCUAUGAAACUUACCAUGUGGCGAGUUGUUGUCCUUAAUAUGCACACGAAGUGUCGAGAAAAGUAGUUUGCUUUAUCUUUCCUACAUAGUAUAGUGGCAAGGUAGGAGGCUGAAGGCUGAUCGACCCUAAACUACCACGAUUUUUUUUUGCGAAAAUCGAAUCCAGUCGCCGAAUAAAAACGCCAGGCUCGUUGAACAUGAAUUUCUCUAAACCCUGAAACCACUGAAGCAUCUCCAGCUAGCAACGCCAAGCCAGCAGGCUCCGUAAAACUCUUAUGUUAACCUUCUAAAGGUUGCAUUCCUUUUAGCCAAUCUAAAUCCGGAUUUUGCGAUCGAAAAUUCGAUUUUUUGUUCCAUUAAGGAUCAAACCAAUCUAAGAUUGCAAUCCGAACGAUCUACCUCUGAAGGAAGAUCGUUCAGAUUGGUAUCUCAAUCUGGUUUCAGAUCUUUGUUCCAUUUAAUGAAACUGCUUUUCGACCUCAAAAACGUGCUCGUUCAUCAGUAAACACGGCGGGUCAAGGUUAGUCUAGGCAAAAGUUAUUUAUAUUCCCCCGUUGUUCUAUGCCGCUGAAGGAUUGUACUGUAUUUAACUCAAGUUCUACUGUCACUCUAAAUUAAUCCGUUAGGAAGAGAAAUCGCUUAGAUUUUCUCACUGUAAAACUAUACUUUCCAAUGUCUGUUUGCGUUUAGAACGCGCUUCUCAGCGCUUGAGAAUUCGUAAUUGUCUUCUGAAUUUUCUUGAAUCAAAUUCCAGAUAAUUUAAAGUUGAUGAGUUCCAGUAUGACCCACCACUAGUUAAAGAGCUAAUUUUCUUUCCGUUUCUCCACGAGAAGAUGCUUUUAGCAGAAAGAAGUAAAAAACGAUGCGUUGAAAUUGAGAAGAAGAUCGGAGCGGCAGGCUGCUCCUGUAUGGAUCAAUCUUCUUUCAGAUUUUUGUUCCGGCUAGCACGAAAAUCCAAACAGUCUGGAUUGUUCAAAUCCGAAAAAAGUUUGGCUAAAAGGAAUGUAACCAAAAUGGCGGCCCGAAGCCGUCGCGUUAGGAUCACAACUGGUCCAAGGGAGCUGGGGGCGCCUAGUGACGAGUAUACUAAGUCCCCGUGGAGGGAAGGGAGUCCCAGAGUGCUCAAAGAAUUAACUCCUCCACGGGGACCUAUUAUACUUGUCACCAGGCGCCCCGAGCUCAGCGCCAUUUUUUAAUUGGACCAGUUGUGAUCCUAACGGCUUUGGGCCCCCAGAAGGUUAACGUAUUCUACGGAGCGUGCUGGCUUCGUGUUGCUAGCUGCUGGAGAUGCUUCAUUGGCUUCAGGGUUAAGACAAAAUCAUGUUCCACAAGCCUUGCGUGUUUAUUCAGCGACUGGAUUCGAUUUUCGCGAAAAAAAUCGUGCUGGUUUGAGGUCGAUCGGAGCUGCGACGCUGCCGUCAGCCUCCUACCUUGCCACUAUACUGUGUAGGAAAAACGAAACAGACUAUUUUUCUCGAAACUUCGUGUGCAUAUUAAGGACAACAACAACCCGUUACAUGCUAAGUUUUAUGGGUUUUUAUUUCCAUUUUCUAGCAAAUUUCCAGACCUAAUCUUCGCCGAAUAUGUUCUCUAUAUUUUCUCAUGUUAUGAAACCCUUACGUGACACAAACAGUGAGCUGGAUCACCUGUGGUUAAAUUCGCUACGAUUCACGUAAUUUAUCAAACCGUGAUUUGGUAGACAUCAAAAGUCUGAUUAAAGUCCGCAUCCAAUAGACUCGGCACGCAGGGUUUUCUUUACGAAUAAUUUGAGUAGAAGACUUUCUCACUUUCCAAGGCUGAUGUCCAUGUAUUACGGGGUCCGUAAUAUUAUCAUUACUUUUUUCUGAAGCAACAGCCACCUAAUGAAAGAGACAAAUAAGUAAAUGAAUUAAUUAAAAUAAGAAAAAAAUUGUCUUCUUUACUGUAAAAAAAAGUAUACAUAAGAUUCCAACAAAAACCAGUAUUAACUUUCUAAAAAAGGUGCUCGUUGCUUCAGUCUCAUGAUCUUUAACAUCACUUAUUUUAUUCAGGUGUUCCUAUAAUUUUGAAUAAAGACAAGGAAGUAGCAGGAGAUACCGUUGUUAUCAUAUGGGAACCACCACUGAAUGGGGCGUGUUUUGUCUUGGGGUAUAAAGUCUACUACAGAAAGGUCUCAUUGGCAGUGACUAGUCCUUGGAGCUCCGUAUCCGUGGACAAAAAUUGUACGAACCACACCUUGCACCUGGGUUGUUGGAAGGAGUAUGAAGUCGCAGUCACUUCACUUACUGCUGCAAAUGCAAACACUGACAGCACUGAGAGCAGUUUUAGUGACAGCCGGAUAUGGAACUUCAAAGUUAGGAGGGGUAAGUUUGGGUAUAAUUCAUAG
This is a messenger RNA of Porites evermanni, 4199 nucleotides long. The record is from the annotation of a GenBank genome assembly. NCBI's taxonomy places the organism in Eukaryota, Metazoa, Cnidaria, Anthozoa, Scleractinia, Poritidae.